Molecule: messenger RNA, 1950 nt
Organism: Helicoverpa armigera (cotton bollworm)
Lineage: Eukaryota; Metazoa; Arthropoda; Insecta; Lepidoptera; Noctuidae
Product: zinc finger X-chromosomal protein
Exons: 13
Coding region: 139-1914 (591 amino acids)
Biological process (GO): regulation of transcription by RNA polymerase II
Cellular component (GO): chromosome
Molecular function (GO): chromatin insulator sequence binding
Source: RefSeq, a predicted model, not a curated record
AUUUGACAUUUGAACGUACCAACAAUGGCCGGAUGUAAGCGUUCCCUUUCUUUCGCGCAAAUGUUUAUUUUUGUUAUUUAUUUACAUUUUCUGAAUGAAGCAUGAAUUGAAAGCUAGCUGAUUGAUAAAACAGUUAAAAUGGACUCUGAAGAGAAUAUCAUUUGUUGCGGCUGCCUCAGCACAGGCCGGAAAAUGAUACUAUUAGUCGAAUAUUGGAAAAAGCAAUCUUUUUUGCAAAUUGUUAGUGAAAUACCUUUAUCAGAAGGUGAUACCAUGCCAACCUGGCUGUGUUGGGAAUGUGACGCUCAAAUGAACAACUUCACAAAAUUUAAGCAAAAAGUCAAAACAUCAUACUGCCUUUUCACCGAUUAUAUUAAACAGAAUACCAACUUAAAAAAACUACAACCGCAACCAAGAUUGACUACACAAAAAAUAUACAAUUUUACAUUAGAAGAAAAUGAACUACAUACCUUCCAAAUUAUUACUACGGACAACAGACCGACGUCCCCUAUAAUUAAGGAAGAGUAUACAGAUACUUUUGCGGACAAUUCAGACGAUGAGAAACUGAUAAAUUUAAAGUCAGACAAGAAAAAACUUGUUAAAAAGAAGAGAAAGAAAAAACGGAAAGAGAUUGAGUUAUAUAAAGAGAUAGAGUUGAGUAGAGAAGAAUUGGAGGAAGAAAGAAGAGCAGCUAUGUUAAAAGAAGAUUAUGUUAAUGCUAUGUUUCCCUGUGAACGGUGUAUUUUGUCAUUCCCUAAUGCGGAGGAUUUGAAAGACCAUAUUAGUAUCAAACAUGAUUUGAAUGCUUCUAAAUUCAAAUGUGACGUUUGCGAGUGUUCGUUCGCGUCUGAAGUUUCGUACAACUAUCAUACGAAUAAACAUAAAAAACGUUAUGAGUGUGUCGCUUGCUCUGAAAGAUGUUUUAGUAAGAGAGGCGUUAUAAAGCAUUAUGAAACUGUACAUUAUCAUGGCCCAUCAAUAGAAAUAGAAGUACAAAAUCCACAAAAUGGAGUAACUACGGACCAAGAUACGGAAACUACAGGAGAUAAUAGCACAAAACAGUCGACAGCUUCAUUCGCUUGCGAGUUUUGCGACAAAAGCUUUAGAUGGAAAGCGUCUUUAAGGAAACAUGUAGAAACGCAUAGAAUAGAGACAGGACAGAAACGUAAACCUUACUGUGAACCUUGCAGGUUAUCGUUUACAAACACAUCGAAUCUUCAGAAGCAUGUAAAAACAAGUUCUAAACAUCAAAUACAAUUAAAACUUAGGAAACUAAAAGAAUCAUUACCGGAAGACGCAACAAACUCGGAGAAACAAGAAAAAGUUGACCAAAUCAAGUGCUCAGUUAAUUCUUCUAAAGAGAAGUAUCCGUGCCCACAAUGUGAUAAGAAGUUCCAAUGGAGAGGGAAUUUGUUAAGACAUUUAAAUAGUCAUGUUGCUAGGGCAAACGGCGAAUUAGUAUGUGAACCAUGCAACAGAACAUUUUCGUCAAUCGCUACAUACAAACAACAUAUGAAGAUAAGCAGGAAACAUGUUAGCGAGAAUGAUUUCAAAUACAUGUGCAGCGAUUGCGGCAAACGAUUUGCGAAUAAAACGCGUCUCAAAGACCACGUGGAUUGGGAACAUCUGAAGAACUACCGUCACACCUGUAAUGUUUGUCAGAAGGUAUUCAAAAGCCACACGUCGUUAUACUUACACAAACAAGUUGUCCACAAGAAGGAUAGCGCUGAGCACUUGUGCGAUCAUUGUGGGAAACCUUUCCCGAACCAAGGAAAACUUCGCGUGCACGUGCUAGCACGUCACAGCGGCGCGACACACGCGUGCGGCGCGUGCGGCGCGCGGUUCAGUUGGCUGUCGUGUCUGUCGCGACACUGCCGCAACCUGCAUCCCAGACACGGCGAUGUUACAGCUUAGAGUAGUGUGUGCUUUCAAAGAAAUGUAAAAAUAAAG